Messenger RNA from Daphnia pulex (common water flea), 1912 nucleotides. RefSeq lists its product as uncharacterized. The coding region runs from base 221 to 1768 and encodes 515 amino acids. NCBI's taxonomy places the organism in Eukaryota, Metazoa, Arthropoda, Branchiopoda, Diplostraca, Daphniidae. The transcript has 5 exons. The record is from RefSeq and is a predicted model, not a curated record. Gene Ontology annotation, cellular component: SCF ubiquitin ligase complex. Gene Ontology annotation, biological process: SCF-dependent proteasomal ubiquitin-dependent protein catabolic process.
CCUGUCGGACCGGCAUGGCAAUAGAUUUCACGGUUCGCGCUUAAUUGUCAAGAGUCAGACAGAAGAAGGGACUAGGCCACUAGGGAGAGAAAACUGCGAAAUAUUUAGAUUUUAGAACAUUCUUUAGUGUGAUGUGUGAUCGUUGUCGUUGAUUUUCGUCGUGUACGUGUCGUGGUUUUCACUGAACGUGUUCUCUUAACCAUUAUCUUCAACAAUCAACAUGCCUCAGCCGAAAUGGUACCACAAAUCUCUGGCAGAAUUGUGUAUGGACAGUAUCGUCGAUAACAUGGAGAAAUGGACGGCAUCGCGUAGUUCGGAGCACGUUUUCUGUCAUUUUUAUUUACUGCCUUCACAUUGUCUGGAGUACAUGACUGAAUGUCUCUUGAAAGACUACUCGAUAACAGAGGACAUGUUUGAUUUACUUUUUAAAAGCCCACACAUGAAAGUUCUGGAUUUAUCACAACUGGGCACUGGACGUGAUGCAGAAAGAAAUCUUCGCAUCGUUCGUCUGGCAUCUGACAGAUGUUUGCAACUCACUACACUGAAGAUUCAUGAUGGCUAUGGUUUUUUUUGCAAUGGAAAGAGUAAUUUUGAAGUAGAAGAGGCUUUUGCUUCUAUUUUGCAGCGUUUUGAACACUUGCAAAUUCUUGAUUUAUCUUCCACAAUUUAUGGUGCAUGUUGCAUGCUCAAACUUGGAUCAACUUGUAAACCAAAAAUAAGGGAGUUGCUAGUUAAUCGCUGCCCUGGUGUAACUGAUUCUGUAGUUGAAGUUUGUUGCAACGGUCAAAGUUCCCUUCAGAAAUUAUCAGUUUAUGGAACGGAAGUGACUCAUAUCGGAAUUCGAUUUGCUAUCGAACAUUUACCAGAGCUGAAAGAAUUAAAUUGCGACGAUGAUUCUGAUAUCCUAAGAGCUUUUCGUAGAAUUCGUAAUGAUAACAGAGAAUCAAAAAAAUAUUCCUUGACCAAGUUGUUAAUGGCUAUGCCAAACAAAGUACCCUAUAAACCCUAUAAAAAAGGAAGCGUUUCAUUGAUGGUUGACAUGUGUCCGUCGCUUGUUGAAGUUGAUGUUAUGAUACAUGUAAACGACGAAGGAUUUACGGAUGAGGAGUUAUUAGGUUUUCGAAAGCUUCAACAACUAAAAAAUCUCGAAAUUUUGAUAACCUUCAUGUCGUCAGUCUCUAUUCGUGGCGGAGUAAUUCCUCUUCUACAAGCUCGUGGCCUUACACUUGAAGAUUUAUAUUUAUCGGUGGAAGUAACGAGUGAAGAAGUCUAUCUCAUCAUCCAAUGCUGUCCGAACAUACGCCGUUUGUUCCUUUCUUUAGAAAGUACCGAUCUGGAUACUCCCGAACCGGUGGUAGGUGAUGGCGUCCACUCUUCUCUUUGUACCCCAAAGGAAGUAAUUCCGUUAAGGAUGUUGGAAGUCAUCUCUCUCUCCUCUGAUACACCCAACGAUAUCUUCGUUAUUUCACGCAAACUCUUACUUUUGCUUUUAUCUUCCCUUACUAUUACAGAGAUAGCCAUAGACGAUUGUUUCACUCUUGAUGACCAGAUCAUCGAGGAAGCUUGCGCUAGAAACAGUUUCAAGUAUUUGACCAAGUUAAACUUUUACGGUUGUUCUAAUGUGAGCCAGAAAGGCAUCGAUUUCUUUCUGAACGAAACGAAUCCUUUGGGCGACAUUUGUGUACACAACUGUGGAAAUGUGAACCUUAAGCGUAUGAGAACCAUGGCUCAAGAGAAGCAUUGGAAUCAGGUAAAAAUAACUGUUUAAGAUCAGAGGUGAUUUCAGUGAGACAAAUUAUGCGAUCCAAUGUAUUUUAAGUUUCGUUUUCUAUUCGAACACUUUCUUUAUGUUUAUGUGCUUUCACAAAAUGCCCACUUAAAAGGAAAAAGAAUAUUGUUUUGAUCAAAAUUC